Molecule: messenger RNA, 2991 nt
Organism: Pungitius pungitius (ninespine stickleback)
Lineage: Eukaryota; Metazoa; Chordata; Actinopteri; Perciformes; Gasterosteidae
Product: copine-3-like
Exons: 17
Coding region: 422-2044 (540 amino acids)
Biological process (GO): cellular response to calcium ion; ERBB2 signaling pathway
Cellular component (GO): plasma membrane
Molecular function (GO): receptor tyrosine kinase binding; calcium-dependent phospholipid binding
Source: RefSeq, a predicted model, not a curated record
GACAAGAAGGCGAGUGACAUGAAGACACUUAUUGAAACAAAUACACCCGCUGAUGGAUGUCAUCCACAGUGGUCCGUCUCAGCUGAACCGGAAAACCCAUAGAAGCAGUGUGUCAAUAAUAACGUUAAGGUCAUUGCACUCAGUCACGUACACCGAACUGAUUAAAUAGGAUUAUCAUCACUCGAGCUGCAAUUCAGUUUGUGUCAAUUCUACACACUCUUCACACAGAAAAACGGCGACACGUUGACAGCGCUGACAUUUCCUGAUACGAAGCGGCAGAUCGGAGCAGCAUCUCUCAGACAGUCGAAGCUGCCCUUUCACCCACAUGAGGUGACAAACACACCGAUCAUACGGCGCUACGAGUGGCCCCCUUCAAUGAAAUACAACAAUUUUACGCCUUUACUCUGUACAACCAGUUGAAAUGGCCUCAGGUGGGGCCCCAUUGCCAGGGGCAACUCAUUGGGCCACCAAGGUGGAGCUGACCAUCUCCUGUGAGAACCUCAUGGACAUGGACGUGUUUUCUAAGUCUGAUCCUCUGUGCGCCUUGUACAUUCACACUGGCUCCCACUGGUAUGAGUUUGGACGCACAGAGAUGAUCUUGAACUGCCUGAAUCCAAAGUUUGCCAAGAAGUUUGUGGUCGAUUACUUUUUCGAGACGGUGCAGAAGAUGAAGUUCUGUGUGUAUGAUAUUGACAAUGACACCUAUGACCUGGGGGAUGAUGAUUUCUUGGGGGAGCUUGAAUGCACCCUGGGACAGAUUGUUUCUAACAGGCAGAUGACUCGACCUUUAUUGCUGAAGGACAAGAGGCCUGCAGGUCAUGGGACCAUCACAAUCUGUGCCGAAGAGAUAACCGACACCAGAGUGGCAAUCUUUGAGGUGUCGGGCCGCCGGCUGGACAAAAAGUUUUUGUGGUGGUCCGAUCCUUUCCUGGAACUCUACAAGCAGACAGAAACUGGAUGGCAGCUGGCUCACAGGACAGAGGUGGUAAACGACAACGUAAAUCCAGUGUGGAGACCCUUCCGCGUCUCUUUGCGAUCUCUCUGCGGAGGAGAAGUGGAGAGACCUAUAAAGGUCGACUGCUAUGACAACCAUGUGAGCGGCGCUCAUGACCUCAUUGGCAGCUUUAAAGCCACACUGGCUGAGAUGCAAAUGGGAACACACGUUUCCCCUGCUGAAUUUGAGUGCAUCAUCCCAAAAAAGCUGAAGAAGAAAAACUAUAAAAACUCUGGAGUCAUUUGCAUUAAGAACUGCCAGGUGGUGAAGGAGUACACCUUCCUGGAUUAUAUCAUGGGUGGUUGUCAAAUCAACUUCCCUAUUGCCAUUGACUUCACAGGUUCUAACGGGGACCCCAGCUCCCCCCAGUCCCUCCACUACAUCAACCCCGAGGGCUACAAUGAGUACCUGUCAGCCAUCUGGGCAGUGGGUAAUGUCGUCCAGGACUAUAACAGUACCAAGAUGUUUCCCGUCUUUGGUUUUGGAGCCCAACUCCCUUCUACCUUGCAGGUUUCCCAUGAAUUUCCUAUCAAUUUCAAUCCAGCAAAUCCCUUCUGCGCCGGAAUAGAGGGUGUGGUGCAGGCCUACCGGCAGUGUCUCCCACGGUUGAAGCUCUGGGGCCCCACCAACUUCUCUCCUAUUAUUAACCACGUUGUCUGCUUUGCCAGACAAGCUCUUCACCAGAAUACGGCUUCACAAUACUUUGUACUGCUCAUCAUCACAGACGGUGUGAUCACAGACAUGGACCAGACACGCACUGCUAUCGUGGAGGCCUCUCGCCUACCCAUGUCCAUCAUUAUCGUGGGCGUGGGGGGGGCAGACUUCAGUGAAAUGGAGUUCCUUGACAGUGAUGACAAACUGCUGUCCUCGCCCAGGGGUGACGUCGCCUCGAGAGACAUCGUCCAGUUUGUGCCCUUCAGGGAUUUUCAAGGAAACAGCGUGGCCCUUGCCCAGAGCGUCCUGGCGGAGCUGCCUGAUCAAGUGGCCUCCUUCUUCAAUUCUUACAAGCUGAAACCCCCGAAUAUACUCACCGAAUCUUACCCGUCGUAGACAUUCAGGUUACCCUUUACCUCUUCUUCACUACCAGUCUCCUGCACUACCCCCUGCAUUUUCUAGAUGGGAUGGCACAAAGUUAUGCUAAUAAAUUAAUGGGUGGGUAACACAGACAGAAAAUGUGAUUUUUUUCCAAAGAGACAUGAUAGCUUGCAUAGUGCAUGUAACAUUACAAAUAUACCACUUAUAAGGGAAGUAUCGCUUUGUUGAAUCAUGCCAUUAUUUUCUUUAUUUUCCUGUAUUACCUCUCCUCUGCUAUAAUGUGCAACCUCUGAGAGUGUAGUGGACUCUACUACUAUAAUUUAACUCAGUUGAUUGUUAAGGUUUGUGUCCUCACCAUAACACUAUUUUAACACUAUUCUUUCAGUCGCUACAUGCAAGUAUAAUACAUCUAUGUUGUCAUAAUGAGUGUGAUCUUUAAUUUAGUACUAGUUUUGAGCUUUUCUCUGGAACACGCUGACUGAAUUCAAAGGAAUAAGUGAAAAUCAAAAAGUGUAUAACAGUGUCAACAUUGCAAUGUUGGAGACCAGAUAGAUAAACAAACUUCUGCUGCCCCCUUCAGUGAAAAUAGUUUGUUGCCAAAUUAACCUUUUUUUUGUUUUUACUUUCAUUAGUGUUAUCAGCUGAUUUAGGUUUACAACAAAAACACUAACUAUUAACUACAAGGAUGUUGCCUGACAUUGUCAUGAUGAGGGAAGUAUUUGGCUAUUACCGGUCAUAAUACGUCACAUUACAUUCUAGUUAUUUAUAUUAAGGUGUAUUCAACUUUCUAACCUGAUACAUUACACAACUUAUGCAACUGUCAUUAAAUAAAACGUAUAUAAUAAUAUUUAAUAGACUUUAUCCUAAUGUAGGAAUUAUUUCCCUUGUUGGUCACUAAUACAGAGUUUGUAAACCUCGGUGUUUCUUAAUAAUAAAUCAUUUCAUCAACACAAACCGGUGUG